Drosophila elegans is the source of this 601-nucleotide messenger RNA. RefSeq names its product nuclear cap-binding protein subunit 2 (gene Cbp20). The record is from RefSeq and is a predicted model, not a curated record. The coding region runs from base 75 to 539 and encodes 154 amino acids. Gene Ontology annotation, molecular function: RNA cap binding. The transcript is spliced from 3 exons. Gene Ontology annotation, cellular component: nuclear cap binding complex. Gene Ontology annotation, biological process: mRNA cis splicing, via spliceosome. NCBI's taxonomy places the organism in Eukaryota, Metazoa, Arthropoda, Insecta, Diptera, Drosophilidae.
CGAAAAAUAAAUCGCUGGACUGCCGCCACUAAAUAAAAGCGUAGAAAAUAUUUCAUUCGUUUAUAGCCGAAAAUAUGACCACAUCCGUGGAACUUAGCUCGUAUCGCGAUCAGCACUUCAAGGGCUCUCGGUCGGAGCAAGAAAGAUCGCUCCGCGACUCGUGUACACUGUAUGUGGGAAAUCUGAGCUUCUACACGACUGAGGAGCAGAUCCACGAACUAUUCUCGCGAUGCGGCGAUGUCCGGGUAAUAGUAAUGGGUUUGGACAAGUACAAGAAGACGCCCUGUGGUUUCUGUUUUGUGGAAUACUACAUAAGGUCCGAGGCGGAGUCGGCCAUGAGAUUUGUGAAUGGCACCCGCUUAGAUGAUCGACUGAUUCGAGUAGACUGGGACGCCGGUUUCAUUGAGGGCAGGCAAUAUGGACGCGGAAAAACCGGCGGCCAGGUGCGUGACGAAUAUCGCACGGAUUACGACGCCGGACGAGGCGGCUAUGGCAAACUGUUGUCGCAGAAGAUCGCCCCGAAUACUGACAACCGCUAACUCUGAGAUAAGAUUAAAGACUAAGCCCACAACUAGAUAUUAAAGCAAACAACUAGACAUAA